Haemonchus placei is the source of this 663-nucleotide messenger RNA. The record is from the annotation of a GenBank genome assembly. NCBI's taxonomy places the organism in Eukaryota, Metazoa, Nematoda, Chromadorea, Rhabditida, Trichostrongylidae.
AACUUCUCAUUUUUUGAGCCGACGUUUAACGAGCUGUCAUGGGCGCCUCUGAUAUCAGAGUCGCAUCCUCGGGGACUUAUUUUUGGCGGAACUGAAAAUGGCACCGUUGUUUUUCUAGAUGCUCAGAAAUUAGUGAAUGAUUCAUCGCUGUCUGUUGUAUCCUCUCGUCGUGACCAUCAAGGCCACGUACUGUCAGUAGACUAUUCGUCUGAUUACCGAUGGGCAAUGUCAGCUGGUAGUGCUCAGUUAUUGCUAUGGGAUCUGACGAAUCUCGCAACCCCUUUCUCACCUGGUACUCCGAAUUUUGCUGAGCAGGUAACGCACAAUUAUGUUUCAAUACCUUUAAUUCUUAUUUUAUGCUCACAAUAUGCCUGUUCUGCUUUUUGUUACUUUUUCAUUCAUCUAUUUGUUGGGGCACUUGGUGUUUUUGGAGCAUACGAAGUCCACGUGCGAGAGCCUGAGUCUCUGCUUUCAAUAAGGGUUCAAGCUCGGUCCCGUUUACCUUUACAGGAUUGGCAUUUGACUGAAACUAUUCGCGAAGUGUUUUUGUGUUUGAGUUUCAUCGAAAAGUGUUUGGACGAGUACUUUUUGAGCUCUAGAAUGAUAUUUUUCGAUGGCUUUUUGCAAAUUUUUCGGACAUUUCCUGGCAAAAAUUACGCAUGA